Molecule: messenger RNA, 4394 nt
Organism: Acanthopagrus latus (yellowfin seabream)
Lineage: Eukaryota; Metazoa; Chordata; Actinopteri; Spariformes; Sparidae
Product: neuronal acetylcholine receptor subunit alpha-7-like
Exons: 12
Coding region: 1143-2903 (586 amino acids)
Biological process (GO): monoatomic ion transmembrane transport; nervous system process; regulation of membrane potential
Cellular component (GO): postsynaptic membrane; neuron projection; synapse
Molecular function (GO): acetylcholine-gated monoatomic cation-selective channel activity; transmembrane signaling receptor activity
Source: RefSeq, a predicted model, not a curated record
AUUUUGUGCAGUUACCUGUUUAUUGCAACGGUACAGUUGAUUAGUUAAUUGUCACGACUUUAGUCACAAGCUAGUUAGAAGCCUAUAAUAAUCACCAAGUUAUAAUGUUAACAUUUCAUGGAUUUAGCUUCAGUAUCAACGUAAUGAAUACAAAUGUGAAUAUCAUGUUUGUGUGGUGGUGGGGGGCUUCACUCACUCACUGACUCACACACACACGCACACACACACACACACACACACACACACACACACACACACACACACACACACACACACACAAUAGGACUGAAGAAAGACUAAGAUUAAAUAAACAGAAUUCUCAAAUUAGAGAAUGAAUAAAAUGGUCAAAACAAAUGCCAUACUUACUAUCACAUUAGUAUAUGGUAGAUAUUAUUUUUUAUUGAUUAAUGUUUCAUCAUUUACAAUUAAUUUUGAUUGUAAAUAUUAAUAUUACAGUUAUUAAAUGUGAAUACAAUGUUUGUAUGUGUAAGUGUGUGUAUGUGGGGGGCUGCUCACACAUAUCAUUCAUGCUAGAACUGAAAAAUCAUAAGGCCAACACUGUAAACCAUUGGUAGUAAUACAGUGUAAGGGCUAUGUUGCCCAGAUAUUAUGCAGGAUCUUGUUUGCAGGAAGCUGUCAUGCUCUCCCUGUCUCUAAUGUAUAUGGCUGAGCCUGUCCACCAGAGGAUGCCUUCAUUAAACACAGUACAGACUACCCACACAGUGUUUGCUCAAAAGCAUAGUAGGGAAGCUUAGCUAAAAACAUCAGUCCUGCUGGUCGUCUCCUCACCUACCAGGGAUCUUCAGGCAUGAAGGGGCAUCAUGAGCGACACAGUGGCCCCAGACAAGUGUGACUGCAACAGAACGGGGAGUUCCUGGGUGUGGAGAUGGGUUCAUUUUCAUGUAGGAAUGCAGUAUGUGGCCGGCUGUGGCUCUGUGGCUGCUGAUACUUGCGACUCUGCUGCGGGCGACUGCUCCCUGCACAUCUAAGUGAUUACCUCAUGGAGAAUGAAUCAAGAGUGAAUCGAAGUCCUUGCUGGAGUUAUAGGGCGAAGACAGUCAGUUCCCCGCUCUCAUCGUCUGUCAGUGCAGGGUCCUCACCAGCGGUUCCUGCUCAGGGAGCUGUUGAGGGACUACAAUCCCAUGGAGAGGCCGGUGGCCAACGACUCCCAGACGCUCACCGUUCAGUUCUCCUUCACUCUAAUACAGGUCAUGGAUGUGGAUGAAAAGAACCAGAUCAUCACCACGAACGCCUGGCUGCAGAUGCAGUGGUACGACCACUACCUCCAGUGGAACCAGUCAGAGUAUCCUGGAGUAAAGAACCUCCGUUUCACUCCUGACCAGGUCUGGACCCCUGACAUACUGCUUUACAACAGCGCUCAUGAUAAGUUCGAUGCCACCUUUAAGACCAAUGUGCUGGUAAACUCCAGUGGAUUCUGUGAGUAUCUGCCUCCAGGAAUAUUUAUCAGCACUUGCAACGUAGACGUGCGAUGGUUUCCAUUUGACAUCCAGCGCUGCGAACUGAAGUUUGGCUCCUGGACAUUUGAUGGCUGGCUGCUGGACAUCCAGAUGAAGGAGGCAGAUGUGUCAGGAUACAUGCCCAACGGAGAGUGGGACCUGCUGGAGGUCCCUGGAGGUCGUCAUGAAGUUUUCUACGACUGCUGCGCAGAGCCCUACCCGGAUGUUACCUUUGUGGUGACUUUACGAAGGAGGACCUUGUUUUACGCCCUCAACCUCCUCAUCCCUUGUGUGCUCCUCUCAUCCAUGACUUUGCUGGUCUUCCUGCUCCCUGCCAACUCAGGAGAGAAGAUCAGCCUGGGCAUCACGGUUCUGCUUUCUCUGACUGUCUUCAUGCUGAUGGUUGCAGAGAUUAUGCCCGCUACAUCAGAUUCUGUUCCCCUGAUCGGUCAGUACUUUGCCAGCACCAUGGUGAUUGUUGGGAUGUCAGUCGUAGCCACAGUCAUCGUCCUUCAGUUCCAUCACCACAACCCCAACAAUGGACAAAUGCCCCGCUGGGUGCACUUGGUUCUGCUGCAGUGGGUUCCCUGGUUCCUGCGGAUGAAGCGUCCAGGAGAGGGAGCAGAACCGACUCUUUCCGGAAGCCAGGCAGACUCUCAGAGCAAGACCCUGUCCUCUCCCACCACAACCACCACCACCACCACCAUCCCCACGCCGGUGCCCUCCAUCCUCCCCCAGAGCCUCAACUCCCUGCAGGCCAGCCUGGCUCAGCUCAACCACCCUCUGUCACACCCUCUGUCCCUCCGGUCCAAUCCUCAGCCUGUAAUCCAUCCUAAUCCCGGCCACAGAGAUCCAAGCCCCAAUCCACACCCGCAGCCCAACGGUCAUCUGCUUUACAUGGGCUUCCAGACCUUCCAGACCACGGCAGAGCUGGACCCAAAUCAGAGAAGCAGAGCCACAAGUUACGGGAGGGUUAACAGUGGACUAGGUGGAGGAGAAGGAGAGGGAUCCACAGCAGGAGGAGGAGGACCAGCUGGAGAUACACCUAUCCAUCACCACCUCCCAUCUUCCAAGUUUGGGAGCUCCCCACAGGAAACUCAAGUGUCCCCAGAUCCGGAUCAAUCGACCACAUCCUCUGGACCCUGCGGUCUGGAGGCUGUGGCAGGAGCAGGGAGAUCGGCUGCCUUACAUACCCACAGCAGUGUGAUUCGAUCUGUGGCAGUAGACAGCCAGCUGCAGGCUCUCCUGGCGGAGGUGCAGUUCUUAGUCGAACGUGUUAGGGAGCAGGACCGGCAGCUCAGCUUGGCAGAGCAGUGGCAGUUUGCCGCUGCUGUCAUCGACCGCCUGUUCCUGGUGGGAUUCAGUGUAUUCAACAUCAUCUGCACCAUCGCUAUUCUCAUGGCUGCACCCAACUUUGGAGAAGCACUGUCAAAAGACUUCCUCUGACAGACCAAAAGCAGAGAGAUCAGAGAGAGCGGGGGGACGUUGAGGAAUAACGCAGAUUAAGAUUUACUGGAAGCACAAUUGCUGUUAAUGACACUGAGACAUAAAACAGCAAAUAUUUCCUUUGCAGCAAGGAAGGAUGGACUGUGGCACAUGGUGCGAUUCUUUUCUCUUAACUUGAAAGUCUGCCAUUUUCCAUGGUGGAGUAAACCGAAUCAUGUUCACAUUCACAUUCUUUCGCAACAACAGUUGAGUAAGAAGUGAAAGGUUUUUUGGAAUAGUUUUGUGAAUGAAACUGCAUGACUUUAUUAAAUUUAUUAUAAAAUAUUUGUACCGCCGUCUUGAGAUGCUACAUUUAGAUGCUCUGUAGAAAAACUGGACACUGAUAUGCUGCUUCUGAAACAAUUACACUCAUGCAGGAUUAACAUCAUAGUUUACACUUUUCGAGUUACUCACCUUUAAAAACACUAAAAGUGUUUACAGGUGCUCAGCCACUUAUCGGUGGAAAAUGUUCCUGACGAUAGACCAGAGUUCCUGUGUGCUCUUCCUCAAAUAAAGUUAAAUAUGCACUAAUUUGCACACAUUUCUCGAAUAAAUAUCCAUGUUUCAUUUUGCUGAUGUAUUGGUGUCGAAGGUUUUUGGUAUUUUGGAAGUUUUCUCUCCACCAGUCCAAAAAGACAUGUUAUAAGGAUGUAUAUGUUUAGGAGCAAGAUAUCUCAAAAUCUAAAUCUAAAUCUUAAUUUAAGAUUAUUCCCAAGUUUCUCUACUUUUAAUAGGAAUGUAAAAGUCACUGCGAUCGGUAUCUUUCCACACGAGCACCCCGUUCCUGAUUAAAAACAGAAAAAGAAGAAUCCUUAUCACAAUAAUACAGCCAGGACAUCAUCCGUGUAAUGGGAUGAUGACAUUGGUGAUUCGCUUCUGCAGCAACUUUAUCAAUCACAUUAGCUUUAUUAUAUACUGCAGUGAGUGCAGUGAAGCAGGAAACUCAUAUUCUGAGAAAAAAAAAUGCUGCAUACUGCAACAGGGAUCUUUUUUUCCCCUUUGCAAGUCAGUUUUCUAUAAAUCUAAACUGUGCAUUAACAUGAUAUCUGAGCUGAUGGGGGGGCGGGGGUUGGGUGAAGUGCUGUCUCUUGUUUUUCUGAAUGUGGAGUUCACUUUUACAGUCGCAGCUUGAAGAAUAUAUUUUCAAAAAGCCCAGGUUUAUAUCCACUCACAUUCUUGUAUGUGCAUAAAACUGUCAACUCUAUGACCCUGGUGUCGGAGACUAGAAUGCCAAUAGGCUGUUACAGACCGAGCUGUAACCAUUACGAAAUAAAUUGUCUGGUCUUUUGUACUCUCCAGACGUGCAUCAUAUGUUUAAUUCUCUGGCUCCCCUGCCUUUCGGUCAAAGUUUUCGAAGGAUCGAAGUUUAAAAUAGGAUGCGGAGGCAGGAAACAGCACAAGUAAAGGAGGGGUGUGGAGGUGGGGGGAGGGAAGAUGAAGGUAAUGAAACGU